CUCCUCUUCCCAUGUCUGCACACAGAGAGCGUGAGAGAGCACUCUUCUCUGACCACUUUCUUACCAUUACUCUUUCCAUUCCUUCUUUCUCUCUUUCUUGAAUUCUCUUUAACCACCUGUGAAACUUUUAGAUUCGAGCCUUCUGAGCUGUGAGAGAGAGAGAGAGAGAGAGAGAGAGAGAGAGAGAGAGAGAGAGAGAGAGAGAGAGAGAGGGGAGACUGCUGAGUUAACUGCUUGUGUGUGUAAAGACCACAAGAAGGAGAGACAGGAGGUAACAAGGGGUGAGAGAGAGAGUUGGCUGAUUUAACUGCUUCUGUAAUCACAAGAGACGGAGAGAGAGAAAGGGAGAGAGGGCAAGACGAGGGUAGAGAGACACCAGAAUUAAGUGAGAGAAAGAGAGAGAGAGAGACAGGGUGAGCUAAGGGGAGCGAGAAGCGAACGUGGAGGGAAAGGAGAUACGCGUCCCGACAACAAUGGAAACUCAAUCAGGAAACGGAGACGAGGCGGAGGCCGGGGGGGGGAGCGGCGUGUCACUGACCCUGCGCUCCACUUCCUGUCGCCCCCCUGGACCCGGAGCCGCCGCCACGGCAACGGAGGCCAAAAGCAGCGAGCGCUUCGACGUGCGACUGAAAGACCUGCGCAGGGUGUUCGAGACGCCGGCCUCCUCCGCGGAAGUUAGAGACGUCCAGCCAUCGCCGCCACAGCGGGGGCUGACCAGUCCCAGCCGGUUUGACCAGAGAGCAGACCUCUCUAACAACAAGAUGGCCUCCGUGUCGCCAGAAACCUCUGCAGGCAGCGUGUCAGCGGGUCUGAAGAACGGGUCGGGACCCCAGCGCUCGGACCAGCAGGAGCCCCAGGACCCCGACGGGGAGCCUCUGUCCGUGAAGGAGCGGCUGGCCAUGUAUCAAGCGGCGCUCAAGAAGGAGACCGGCGCCGCCACUUCCUGUGUGGCGGUGAUGGAGGAGUCGGAGGCCUGCUCGCUGCCCGGUGGGCUGGCCAGCGUGAAGAGGCAAUUUGAGAGUCAGCAGUUUGCCUCUUCCUCGUCCUCUUCCUCCCACUCCCACAGCACCGUCACCCAGCACCAGUACCAGCAGAGAUCAGUGCAGGCGAUGUCCGCCUCCUCUGAGACGCUGGUGAGGAGCAGCGAUGUCAACCAGACCUCCUCCUUUCAGAACCAACAGGAGGUCACCCGGCAGCAGCACCACACGGUUCAACAGGACAGCGUUGCCGCCGGCUACGGCAGCCAUUACAAUGAGACAGUGACGGUGGUGGGCGGAGAAGACCUGCCCGCCUUCUCCACCCACGCCCUGAAGACGCAGUACGAGAAGACGAUAGAGGAGGCCACGCCGAGCAAGCAGGUCAAGAUUGAUGUGGAUUUGAAUGAUUUCCAAUGGGAGCCGGUCAACCGCCAUGCAUCCAAAAGCGCUGCCGCGACAAGCUACCAAAGCUCCUCCAACUUUGCGUCCUCCAACCUUGCGUCCUCCAACUUUGCCUCCUCCUCAUCCGCCCUGGCCUACGAGGCUGUGGAUCCCUUCCCCCCGCCGCCCACAGAGCAAGAGCUGCCGGACUACUGCCAGGCCUGCAGCCAUCACAGCCAGAGCCAGGUCACCGACCAGCGGUCCUCCGAACACAAGGAGCACUACUUCAAGCACAAGAGUAUGGCGGAGCUCAAACGCCUCUACAAGCACAUCCACCCGGACGUCCGCAAGACCCUGGAGGCCGACUUCCUGAGCCAGCUCACGGAGGAGGAGAGGGUUCGCUUCGAGAGCGAGGGCGGGGAGCGGGUCGAAGGGGAGGUGCAGCAGACCUGCUAUCUGUUUGAGAAUGACGGGGGCAGCCCCAACAGGGGUUCGAGUCCCGAGGGGGACUACCUCGAAUGGGAGGAGAUCCUUAAAGGCGAGGUGCAGUCCAUGCGCAGGAUGUUUGAGAACAAACCGCUGGACGCCAUCAAGGACGACACUCUGGACGAGCGGGAAGAUAACAACAUCUCCCAGCAGGAGAUAAUCGCCGGCAAGGACGUGAGGUACACCGCGUGGAUGUUUGAGAACCAGCCCAUGGACGCGCUCGGGACGGAGACCGGCGAGACGACCAGUCAAGUUAAAGAACUUGCUAGAGGCGACGUCCGUACCGCCACCUGGCUCUUUGAGACUCAGCCCAUGGAUUACAUGAAUAAGAUCUAUCAGGAACAGGACGAGCAGGUGAUAGAAGUGGUCAUCGACAAGGACAUCAGUGGCGGGGACGUCAAAACGGCGCGCUACCUCUUCGAGACGCAGCACUUGGACUCGCUGGGCAAGACGGAGACCAUCGACGAGAGCAACUUCCUCAACCUCAAGUCGGAGCUGGAGGAGAUAAAGGGGGAGGUGAAGACCACCACCUGCAUGUUCGAGACCCAGCCCAUGUGUGUCAUCCGGGGGGAUUCUGGGGAAAUGCUGGAGAUCACCAAGAUCCGCCGGGAGGAGACAGAGAAGGGGGACGUCAAGACCUCUCGCUGGAUGUUUGAAACCCAAGCACUGGAUAUGAUCCACAAGGACCCCUCCAAGGUGAAGCUCAUCUGCGGGGUUUCCAUGGAGGACGACGUCCAAGGAGGGGUGAACAAAGGGAAAUGGCUCUUCGAGACCAAGACCCUCGACGCCAUCAAGGAAGAGGAUUGGGAGUGCUCCAAACGAGAGAGGGAGGAGAUCAUCGGCGCCGACGUGAGGCAGCACUGUCGGGUGUUUGAGACCCAGCGGAUGGACACGCUGAAGGACAACGCCAACGCCAGGCCGUCGUGCGCCGAGGAGAUUGUCGGCGGGGACGUGCGGUCGGCCAAGCAUCUGUUUGAGACGGUGCCCAUGGAGAACCUGAAGGAUCUGCUGGAGGUCGGAAAGCUCCAGAAGAGGGUCGCGUCGGAGGAGGAGAAAGGCGACGUGAGACAUCAGAAGUGGAUGUUCGAGAGCCAACCGCUGGAGAACAUACGAGAGGAAAAACGGGAGAUCACGCGCACCGUCAACAUGGAGGCUCUCGACAAGGGCGAUGUCACCAAUUACAAAGAGAGGUUUGAGACCAUGGAUCUGAGUAGGUGUGAAGGGACACAGAGGAUACAGGUGGAGGGUGUUACGAGCGGAUCUGUCCGGUCGAACAAGGUUCUCUUCGAGUCCACCCCUAUGUACGCGAUGCAGGACAGCGCAGGUCACUACCACGAGGUCAAAACCGUGAGGCGCGAGGAGGUGGUGAAGGGAGACGUGCGCAGCUGCAGGUGGAUGUUUGAAACGCGGCCUAUCGACGAGUUUGACGAGAGCAUCGACAAGUUUCAGAUCAUCAAAGGCAUCUCCAAACAGGAAAUUCAGUCUGGAGAUGUGAAGACAGCCAAGUGGCUCUUUGAAACUCAAGCUCUGGAUGCCAUCAAGUACGAACACGAGGAGCGUCAGGCCAAGGAGGACGUCGAGAUCGAGAAGGGAGACGUGAAGACUUGCCGGUGGCUGUUUGAGACCCAGCCGAUGGACGGCCUCUAUGAGAAGGAGGAGAGAAGCGAGACGGAUGUCCAGCAAGUCCAGAAGGGCGAUGUUAAAACGUGCACUUGGCUCUUUGAGACCCAGACCCUCGACAACAUCCGCGACCACGCCGAGACAGAGUCCGAGACCAUUUUGAAAACUUGCACCAUAAACCAAGAGGACAUCCAGGGGAAGGACGUGGGCCGCGCCCGUUUUCUCUUUGAAACCGAGAACCUGGAUUGCCUGACCGGGGAAGACUCCAGCUCCUUCAGGAGGGUCACGGAGAUCGAUAUAGACUCGGGCGAUGUCUCUCGGAUGAAGUACAUCUUUGAGAACAGCUCCUCGGACAUCAUGACCUCCACCUCAGGAGAAGUCAUGCAGCGGCUUAAGACCAAAACGGCCGAGGACAUCCAGAGAGGCAAUGUCAUCAACAACACCCGGAUGUUUGAGAAUCAGGCGAUAGAUACAAUCAAAGAGGAUGAAACAACAACAAGGGAAUUGCGUACAGUGACUGACGUGCAAGGUGGAAACGUGGACAAAGGGCGCUUUAUUUUUGAGACGUAUUCGUUAGAUCAGAUUCAAGAUGAGAACACAGAGACUGAUAUUUCAAAGCUUAUCGGUAUGUCAAGCGAAGAGAUUCAGAAGGGAGAUGUGAAGAACUACACCAUGAUGUUCGAAACGCAGCCGCUCUACGCCAUACGCGACAAAGACGGACACUACCACGAAGUGACCACGGUGACAAAGGAAGAGGUGAUGAGAGGGGACGUGAAGGGCGCUCGAUGGCAGUUUGAGACCAAGCCGCUGGACUCGAUCCGGGACUCGGAGGAGGUCUACGUGAUCAAGGCCGUGACGGAGGAAGGCGUCAACAAAGGUGACGUCAGCUCUGCCCGGUGGAGGUUUGAGACCCAGCCGUUGGACGAGAUCGCGGAGGACAUGAAAGUGAGGUCCAAGACCGUCGAGGACGUUCAAGGCGGGGACGUGAAGUCAAACACACAACGCUUCGAGACCGACGAGAUGUCCCAAAAGUACGUCAGGACGGUGAGCGUGAGCGAGAUCCAGAAGGGGGAUGUCCGAUCCGCCACGUGGAUGUUCGAGACCCACACGAUGGACAAGAUCCACAGCGAGAACACAGAGCUCAGCAGCAUGGAGACGGUGACGAAGAAGGACGUGGUAAAAGGGGACGUCACGCAGUCCGUGUGGCUCUUUGAAAAGCAGCCCCUCGACAAGAUCAGAGAGAAGGGAGACGACGAUGAAGCAGACCGCGUCCUUACCAAAGAGGCGAUCCCGCAGGCCGACGUCAAAUCAACAACCUGGCUCUUUGAAUCCACACCCGUCCAUGAGUUCAACGAGAGCAGCACAGAGAGGUCAGCGGUCACCGGUAAGAGCAUCAAGGAGACUCUGGAAGAGCUCUACUGCCAGAAAAUGGUAGACUCGCAGGGGAUUCUCAUCGAGGCGGAUGAGAUCGGAGACGUCCGCAUGGCGAAAUACAAGCUGAUGAACCAGAACUCGCCUGAAAUCCAACGAGAAGAGAUCAUCAGGGGCGAUCUGAACAACAUCAUGAUGAACCUGUUGAACCGCAGCGACGGCACGGGGAGGGGGAUCACCGUCGACGUGGAGGAGAGGGGCAACAUCGACACCACCGUGCGCCAGCUCUUCAGCCAGGAGAAGGGGGCCAGCGUCGAGAAGGAAGCCAUCGUCCGCGGCGACAUACAGGAGGCCAUCAACAACCUGCUCAAGCAGGAGGGCUCCUCAAAGCGCGGCCUGCUCAUCCAGGAAGACGAGAAGGGGGACGUGAGGAUGACCAUCUACUCCCUCCUGAACAAGGCCGAGAGCGACAGCGUCGAGCGGGAGGACGUCGUCCAGGGCAACGUCAGCAAAACGCUCCACCGGCUCAUGUCGAACCCGGAUGCGGAGAAGAAGAAGAAGAUUAAGGUGGGCGAGACGGAGAGGGGCAACGUCAGCUUCUACUCCACCUGCAUCGAGUCCGGAGCGCUGGACUACCUCCGUAAUCUCCGCGGCGAGCCGGACGACGAGCCAGAGAGGAAGACAGAGAAGGAGAGGAUCGUGGGCGGGGACGUGGAGGAGACCAAGCUCAUCCUGAGGAGGAAUCAGCAGCAGGUGGGCCGCACGGUUGCCGAGGGCGACAUCGUUGCCGGGGACGUGCACAGCAACGUCCAGGUGUUCAUGACGGAGCCCAGCGUCAACUACCGGAACCUGGAGAAGCAGGACAUCGUAAAGGGCGACCUGUGGGCCGCCAUGGAUUCGUUGACUCAGGCGGCCAAUCAGAGGGUGGUGAUGGAGAGGGAGGAAGUAGUCAAGGGGGAUCUGAGCACCACGCUGAAGUCUCUGCACGAGGCUCGGUAUCAGGCCAAGGACGUGGAGAAGCCCGACAUUAUCCGGGGCGAUAUCAGAGGAGCGCUGCAGUCCCUGGAGAAGUCUGCGACGGCGAGGACUGAGGCGACGGUGGAGGAUUUAGUGCCGGGCGACAUCAAAGGGACGCUGAGGAGUCUGGAGGAGGCAAAGCAGGCGGUGAAGGAAGUGGAGAAGGAGGAAAUCGUCAAGGGGGACAUUUACACGGCCAUGCAGAAUCUACACGAGGUGUCGAGUGAGAGGAAGCUCUAUCAGCAUCAAGCAAGCGAACAGGGGGACAUCAAAGGCACCAUACAGCUCCUACUGGAGCCCCCGGACUCUCCCAGGAUGCAGCGGCGACGCAGCAUUGAGGGGGACGUCAAAACGUCCAUCAAGACGCUGUACGAGGGCCAGGAGAUGACGCAGACGGAGAAGGAGGAGGUGAUAAAGGGUGACGUGCAAGGCGCCAUAAAGAAUCUGAUGCAGAAGAAACAAUAUGCCAACCCGAAGCGCAUGUAUUCCUCCAAGAGAGUCAAAGUGACGGCAAGGGCCCCAGAACACAAGGUGCUGGAGCAUACGUGCGUGCACGGGCACAAGAGCAUGAGCGUGACAGCGCAAGGGACACCCGCUGUGACUAACCUACCCCAGGCCGCCGAGACACAGAGGCACACACAGAAGCACGCCGAGAGCCAAUCUGUGAACACCAAGGCUGUGAUUCAGGAGGAGAGCUCACACGCUGUCACUAUCGCGGCCGCCACAUCGGAGUCUUCUAAGCGGAUAAGCUCAAAGGAGGAGAGUGUGACACAGAAUGGGCCGCCCCAAACCCAGACCCAGCCCCAGCCCAAGCCCCAGGCACAGAUAGUGCCCGCUAAGCCAGUUAGCGUGAAGAGCAAACCGACACCUCAUUCACAGCAGACAGAGAUGAAAUCUGUGGUCGACAUGAACGUGAAACAAGGCGCUGUGCAAAGCGUGUCCACCAAGCAAACCAAUGUCUCCACCAAGAAAACCCAGGAGACGAGGACGGUUAAACAGGUGCACACCACCGUGAUUGAACAACAGGCUAUAUCGUCUAUGUCAUCAUCGUCGUCGUCCUCGGCGACGCAGGGCCGCGCUGUGUCGGAGCAUGUGUCUACCUCCCAGCGACAAAGCGCCGUAAUGGAAAACAAGGGGCUCGCUCAGAAGCAAGACAUCAAAAGCGCCAAGGGGGAAUACCGUAACCUUGAGAACAAAGCGAAGGGCCUGAUCAAAAAGAAGAAGCCAGAAAUUAAUUUUCCCCCUCCGCCUUCUUCCCCCCCUCCACCAUCCGAGUCAGAGCUGUCCCUCCCUUCCCCACCGUCCCCGGUGACAGAAGGCCCGGGCUCCACCGGCUCCCGCCCUCCCAUCAUGAGGCAGGACAGCGACCUCCCACCCCCGCCCCCGCCCUCUCCCCCUCCAGCGGAGCCCGAGGCCGAGUUCUUCCCACCGCCGCCUCCGCCGACCUCGGCAGAUUUCCUCCCUCCUCUGCCCUCCCAGCUGGAGCUCGAUGCCCUGCCUCAGCCCCCGCCCCCAACCAAACCGGGGAAACCGGCGGCCCGGCCCCUGUUCAAAAUCCCCAAGCCGAUGGAGCCCGUCAAGCCGCCCGCACAGCCCAAACCCAAGUGGCAGAAGAAGCAGCCGAUCCCUGCUCCUCCUCCACCUCCUCCAACUCCUCCACCUCCACCACCCCAACCCGCUACGGAGCAACCAGCGUUCGUGACGGAGCAGCCAGCGACCGUGAUGACACGCGCGGAGGAAACUAGGGUGCAGCAGGUCCAGACCGAAACAACCCAUCACACAGAAACCAGGAAACAAACUCACACCCAAUCCACCGAGUCCACCGCAGCACCGAAGGCGCCGUCCGGGAUCCCCGUGGCAAAAUCCUUUGAGAAGGAACCCCUGCAGCCGCCCAAAAAGCGCUUCGUCCCGCCUCUGAAACUGCAUCAGACGCCCGAGACCGCGGAGGCCCCGAAGCCCCGCCCUUACGCCCGUAAGUUCAAAACGCCGCUCAUGCUCGCAGAGGAGAGGUUCCGUCUCCAGAGAGAGAAAGAGGAGAUGGAGAAUCUCAAACCAACGCCGCCGAACUCCCCGCCGGCCCACUCCGAGGCGCCCCCCACCGGGGAACGGUUCCUCGCAGGAAACGCUGGCGAGGCCGAAGCACUGACUACCCAAUCCAUGCAGUCCACCGAGGCCAUGGUGGAGGAGAGAAGGGCCGUCGCCGUGGAAGAGACAUCGGCGCACGACGCUCCUGUGGCGAAGAAGCUGCCGUCGCACAUCCCUUCCAGCAAGCCUUUGAUCGCCCCGCUGAAAAAGAAAUCACAGCAGGCGUCCUCAAACAUCACCUUGGAUAAUAAGCAGGGCUCCAGGGGCCACUCCUCUGUGGUGUCGGGGCAGAGGGCUCAGAGCUCGUCUGAUGUCUUCAGAGAGAGUCAGACAACACAAGUCUCUGUGUCCACCGCCAAAUCCCCCCCCUCACCCAAGCCCGUCGAUAUUACAACCCAGUCAGGUGCCGGCUUUGUCAGUGGCGCUGUCACGGAGCAGAAACAGUUCAUGAAGAAGUCCAGCACGGUCAAGUGUGUGUCCGCCACAAAGAGUUCUGUGCAGGAGAGCGUCAAUGUCCAAAGUCAGCCUGAGGUCACCCUGAGAGCAGAGGAGGAGACGAAGGCUGUUAAUGUGGCCGAUACACAGGACGGGAGGAAAGGCACGGCUCAGCCCACUAAAAUCCCGAAGGUGGCUCCAAGUUUCAAAGUGAAAACCUUCAAGAUACCCCCCGAGAUGAAAGAUGUGAAAUGUGAUAGCUUGGCGAUGAAACAGGCUGUCACAGGUGGCACUCAGUCACAUCUGGACAUGGCCGAUAUCUCACAGCGUAAUGAAACCACAGUGAUGCAGGAGAACAGCCUUGCGACCUCGGCAGUGCUGAGAAAUGAAGUUGAAGUCAAAAUGGAUCUGAAAGCGCAAGUGGCGAAACGGCAAAUGAGCCCACUCCCUCGUCCCAAACCGUCCCAUAAAUCAGCGGAGCAUUCUGUGAAGAAGCAAACGGCCAAGAGGGAGAACGAGGAGAAACAGGCGGGGGCCGUCCACGUCGUUUCCAUGACGGAGACUGAGGCUGCGUUGGGCCCUCAAGCGCCGGGCUACGGGGCCGUCUCCAGCAGCCACCACAGCUCCAAGACGGAGCACAGGCAGGAGGUGGUGGUGACGCAGAGCGUGACGCAGCAGAGCAUCCAGAGGCAGGAGGCUGUGAGUGUGCACACGCAGAAGACCAAGAGCUCACAACAACAACUACAACAACAACAACAACAACAUCAACAACAUCAACAGACAUCCGCCACGACAACAAGCAAAGUCCAGGGGGUAAACGUUCAAUCAAUGACAGCUAAAAGCGAGGCCGGAGACACAGAGAUGAAGGUGUCUGCAGAAAGCAUGGAGAUGGAUAGAUGUAGAUUAGUGCAGCUGCUGGCUCACAUUAAAGCACUUCAGGGCGGGGCUGGGAAGAUCGACUCGGACGCCGUCAGGGGGAUCGUGAGCGAGGUGCCCGAUUGGAUGAUGGGCGUGGACGAGAAGAGGAACCUGAGUGAGAUCGCGCUGCAUCAGAGCAAGAAGAAGCUGAAGGAGAUGACGGCCUACAUGAGGAACAUGGCCGAGGCCAAGCUCACCUUCCUGGAGGCGGAGAGCAGAGCGGCCGCGGAGCAUCAGGGGAGGGGGACGCCGUCAGCACAGACCCCGCCGCCUCCACCUCCCCCGACAUCGAAGAAGCCCGACACGAAAGCCCCUAUCGGCGGACCCUCCGCCAAGACCUCCAAGGUGACGGUGGCCUCGUCCGUGGUGGAGUCCCGGAGGGAGGCGGUGGAGGAGAGGAGGAUCACCAGCCAGCAUCACGGCGUCAGCAAGACCCAGGAGUUGACGAGGGAAGGCCUCGACCACAGGGGGUCCUCGAUGAUGACCGUCCGCACCCCCUCCCCCACCUUCAUCACCAUCGAGUCGGUGCGGCGGACCGACAGCCCCCGCCACGGGGUGACCCCCUCGCCGCCCCCCUACCGGGCGGUGGGAACCCCACCCCCGCCACCGCCGCCGCCGCGCAGGCCUUAUGCGGCCCAGUCGCCGCUCCUCAACCGGGCCACGCCCUCCCCCACGCUCAGCCGCUCUGAGAAAGUGGUGCAGCUGAAGACCCCCAGGGGCGGGACCACCCCUACGCCACCUCCACCUCCUCCCCAACCAAUCGUAGAGGAGGUGAUGGCCGAGCAGGAGGGGUCCCCGGGGUUUAGCUUUGUGGCGAGCUACACGGUGAGCGAGGAGGAGGGGCCCGGGGUGGAGGUGGAUCUGGAGGGGUGCGCCGAGGAGGGCGACUCCAUGAUGACCGUCCGCGACAAGAAGUCCUUCUUCGAGGAGGCGCAUAGGGCGGAGGUGACCAAGGUGUACACCCGGAAGGACCCCAUCGAGAUCCCGGAGAGGCUGGGCGCCGACGCCGAAGAGCCCCGUCUGACCAUGGUGUCACCGGAGGGCCUGCCUCCGCGGGUGGACCUGUCCAAGCUUGUCAACCGCUUCGAGACGCCGCAGCAGCCUCCGGCGUUCCCCAGGAAGGAGCCCAUCGUGAUCACCGAGCGGCUGGGCAGCGACACGGAGGAGGAUGCUGAGGCCGAGCCCAAGAUGCCCCGGUCCGAGGACGUGCCGGCGUUCAACGUGCGCGCGCUCAAGGACGUAUUCGAGACGGGCGAGCACGGCUCCCAGGCCGCCCGGGACCUCCGGGAACACAUCGAGAGGAGGGAGUCGGAAUCUGAACCCCGCGGGCAUUCCGAGACGUCGACGACAACGACGGUUGCCGAGCUCUUCUCCGGCAUGGACGACUUCGGAGGGUCCAGGUGCAGCGAGACGCACGCCACCGUCCAAUGCUCCGCCUCCUCCUCCGUGGCGGUGGCCAGCGGGCGGGGCAGCCCCCCGUCGUACGCCGACGUGGUGCGCGGCGCCACGGAGAUCCUCUCGGAGGCGGCGGAGGAGAUGCUGCGUAACUAUCAGCAGUCGUGGGCCGAGAGCCAGGAGGCGCUGCAGAGCGCCGGCGUCAUGGUGACGGAACAGAGGAGCUCUCAGAGUGUGACCCGACACCACCACCAGCAGCAGACCGUGGCCACGGAAAAUCAGGGUUCCCGACUCGGAGCUGUGCGUGGCAUGCCGGAAGAGGGUGUACCCAAUGGAGGCGCUGAUCGCCGACAAACAAACGUUCCAUAAGAGCUGCUUCUGCUGCCAACACUGCCAAGGGAAACUAAGCCUCGGUAACUAUGCCUCUCUCCAUGGACGGAUGUACUGUAAGCCACACUUUAAACAGCUGUUCAAAGCCAAAGGGAACUACGACGAAGG
This is a messenger RNA of Gadus chalcogrammus (walleye pollock), 11183 nucleotides long. RefSeq names its product xin actin binding repeat containing 2a (gene xirp2a). The coding region runs from base 474 to 11054 and encodes 3526 amino acids. The transcript has 10 exons. The record is from RefSeq and is a predicted model, not a curated record. Lineage: Eukaryota; Metazoa; Chordata; Actinopteri; Gadiformes; Gadidae. Gene Ontology annotation, molecular function: actin filament binding. Gene Ontology annotation, biological process: actin filament organization; actin cytoskeleton organization. Gene Ontology annotation, cellular component: stress fiber; focal adhesion.